AUGACCGCUCCUUCUCAAAAUUUAAAUGGCCAAAAUAAAUCCCCUUCCUCCUCCUCUUCUUCAAAUUCUCAUUCAUUUUCUGCAGCAUUUAUUAUUGUUUUAUGGCGUCACAGACUUUCCCUUCAUGGAAUUAGAAAACCCAAAGGAAUUCGUUUAAUUAUUAUUGGACCUUCAGAUUUGCUUAUUAAUGAACAAGAAGUUGAUGUUAUUCACAAUGUAGAUGGCCCAAUAACUGCAAAAGACCACAAUUUUGCUGCUUUACUUCAAAAAACUAGAGAACAAUGUUCUGCUCUCGAAAAUGUUAAAAGAGUAAUUUGUACAUUCGAAAGAUGCUUACAAAGACAAAUUGCUCAGAUUAGGGAAGAAUUGGGAAUUGAAGGGUUAACUGUUGACCAAUUUGAUCAAUUAAUGCACAGACAAAGUGUUAGGGCUAUUUGUAAAAGAGGAGGGCUACAAACUUUAAAAUUUUGUUCUUUUGGUUCAGUUCAAGGAAAACUAGAUGAAUGGGUUUCUCAUGCAAAUACCCAAGUUUGUAAUUACCCAAUGUUGUUACGGCCAGUUUGUGUAGAACAAAAUUGUUUACAUACUUUAGCUAUUGCAAGAAAUAGUAAUGAAUUGAAAGAGUGGAUUAAAGCCCGCCCCCAUUCUUCUAAUUUUGCCUCUGAAACAGAUUAUUUAGUAGAAGAAUGUUUAAUGGAUGGUUUUGAAUUUAUUUCAAUAGCUUCCACAAGAACUGGAUUAAUUGGAACUUUUUGUUCAAUAGAUUCUCGUAAAACUUUAAUUUGUUCAGUUCUUGCCCAACAAUCAUAUUCUAUAGAAUAUUUAAAUUCUGAAAUGACUCGGGAUGUCUUACCUGGAGUUGAAAGUUUUGUAAUGCAAACAUUAAAAACUGUUUUUGUCCGUUCAGAUAUUUUCCCUCCUCUUGUAUUUAUUAAAGGGUUUUAUAGAGGACAUAAUUCAAUUACAUUUUUGAGUGGUUCUUAUGAACUUGGUAAAAAGUCUUUAACAAAUCUUUUUACUUGGGCAAAUGAAGGGAAAAAUUGGGAAGUUAUUUCAAUUCAAUGUGUUUUGGAUGCUUUAAUGGAAAAUAUUAAUUGUUUAGUGCAAGAAAAUAAAAUAAAUGGAUAUAAUAAUUUAAAUGAACAUCAAAAUGGUUGUUCUAUACAAGAAAAUGGAUAUAAUAAUACUAAAAAUAAAAAACAUUUUGCUUUAAUUAAUUUUCCAAACAAUGAAGGGGUUCUUUUACAUCAAUCAUCUAUUCAAUUACGUGCUUAUUCUAAUAGUAAAAUUCGUUUAGCUUGGAGGGUAUCUGAAGGAGAAGAACUUUUGGAUGCUGAUGGAAUUGAUGAUAAUAUAUUACAGAUCUUCCUAAAUAAUCCAAAUCGUCAUGAACUUCUUCGCGACAUUGCAGAUCUCUGUCGGCGAAUAGAAAUUCCAAUUGACAGGAAUUCAAUGGCUGGAACUGAAAGGCGUUUACCUAUUUGUAGGAGAGAUUUACGUGCAAUUGCUGCAUCUUCUAGUUCCCCUUUUAGUUCUGGGCAUCAAUUAAUUAGAAGCUGUACAACUACUGAUUAA
This is a messenger RNA of Meloidogyne enterolobii, 1575 nucleotides long. The record is from the annotation of a GenBank genome assembly. NCBI's taxonomy places the organism in Eukaryota, Metazoa, Nematoda, Chromadorea, Rhabditida, Meloidogynidae.